Benincasa hispida (wax gourd) is the source of this 1009-nucleotide messenger RNA. It is a transcript of the gene PYL4, whose product is annotated as PYR1-like 4. Gene Ontology annotation, molecular function: abscisic acid binding; signaling receptor activity; protein phosphatase inhibitor activity. Gene Ontology annotation, cellular component: nucleus; cytoplasm. NCBI's taxonomy places the organism in Eukaryota, Viridiplantae, Streptophyta, Magnoliopsida, Cucurbitales, Cucurbitaceae. Gene Ontology annotation, biological process: abscisic acid-activated signaling pathway. The record is from RefSeq and is a predicted model, not a curated record.
AUUCAAACAAAGAAAAUAUAAGGGUAUUUAGGUCAUUUCGUUGAUCAAGUUGGCCUCCUGCCCUCACAUGAACUUCACAUAAACUGCUUCCGGUUUCUCUCACCGAAAAUCCAAAUUGCAAAGAAAAAAAACUUUGAAAAACUGCCAUCGCCGCCGACUCCGAUUUCAUCGCUAUACAAAUCCGCCACCGGUGGAGGAAAAAACAAAACCCAAUCAUCCUUUUUCGGAAAAUGCCUCCUAAUCCCCCUAAAUCCUCCGCCGCCUCUCACCGCAUAACCCACCCCGCCGCCGUGCCCGAGUUUUUCAAGCGCCCGAUUCUAUCACGCGCUACCACGGUUCCUGACGCGGUGGCGCGUUACCACAACCACGCUGUGGCCUUGAACCAGUGCUGUUCUGCCGUCGUUCAAGAGAUCGACGCCCCGGUCUCCACCGUGUGGUCCGUCGUCCGCCGCUUCGACAACCCGCAAGCGUACAAACACUUCGUCAAGAGCUGCAACGUCAUCGUCGGUGACGGCAACGUCGGCAGUCUCCGUGAAGUUCGCGUCAUUUCCGGCCUUCCGGCUGCCAACAGCACCGAGCGGCUAGAGAUUCUCGACGACGAACGCCAUAUUAUUAGCUUCAGUGUCGUCGGCGGCGAACACCGACUCACUAACUACCGGUCCAUUACGACCCUCCACCCAACCGGCGACGGCACCGUCGUUGUCGAAUCGUACGUCGUCGAUAUUCCGCCCGGGAACACCGAGGAAGACACGUGUGUGUUCGUCGACACCAUCGUCCGAUGCAACCUUCAGUCACUGACUCAGAUCGCCGAGAACCUCACCCGCCGGAGCCGAGCGGCGCCGCCGUGAGCGUUUUUAAAUCGUUUUUUCUUUUCUUUUUGGAGGGGGUAGAAUCUGUGAAGUCGUUUUUUGUUUGACGCUGAUUUUAUAAAUAAUGUUGAGUUUUAUAUUGUAUCAAGUAAUUAAUUACAUGUAUUAUGAAUCAAUUUUUUUUUGUUUCUCCUUCUCAA